This is a messenger RNA of Aegilops tauschii subsp. strangulata, 1958 nucleotides long. RefSeq names its product galactoside 2-alpha-L-fucosyltransferase. The record is from RefSeq and is a predicted model, not a curated record. Gene Ontology annotation, biological process: xyloglucan biosynthetic process; cell wall biogenesis. Lineage: Eukaryota; Viridiplantae; Streptophyta; Magnoliopsida; Poales; Poaceae. Gene Ontology annotation, molecular function: galactoside 2-alpha-L-fucosyltransferase activity. Gene Ontology annotation, cellular component: Golgi apparatus; membrane.
ACUGGUCAGCUGCACCUCGUCCCACAAAUAUGCACACAGCCGCGGUGGAGCUCAGCUCCCGCACAUUUGUUUCCCUCCCUUCAUUAUUCAUCCACGCAAGUCCGCAAAGCGGCCGAGGCCGGAAGCGAGUAUGGACGUCGAGAGAAGCAGCAGCGACGCCGCAAGGGACACGCCGUCGUCGUCCUCAUCGCAGGCCGGCCUGGAGACCGUGGAGAGGCGGCGGCGCCUUCCAGGCCGCCCCAAGAGCUUCGUGCCAGCGGUCUGCAUCCUGGCCGCGACCGUGCUCGCAGCUGUCGUCUUCUCCGCCGACUCGCCCUGGUCCUUCGUCCAAGAUGCACCUCCAUCCGACCUCACCGCCGACCAGCUCCUCGACGGCCUGCUCACCGCAGAAUUCAGCAAGCGGUCGUGCCGGAGCCGGUACGAGUUCGCCAGCUACCACGAGAAGAAGAAGAACACAUCGCAUAAACCAUCCCCCUACUUACUUGGCAAGCUCCGGAGGCACGAAGCCCUACAGAAGCGGUGCGGCCCUGGCACAGCCCCGUAUAGGGCGGCGGUCUGGCAGCUCAAGUCCGGUAAGGGCGCUGCCGCCACGGACUGCCGCUACCUCGUUUCCAUCAGCUACCGCGGCCUCGGCAACCGAAUGCUCGCCACCGCUUCGGCCUUCCUCUACGCCGUGCUCACGGACCGUGUCCUCCUCGUCCACCAGUACAAGCAUGAUGUCAGCGCCCUCUUCUGCGAGCCCUUCCCUGGGACGACGUGGCUGCUACCCUCUGGCUGGAGUUUCCCUUUGGGGCACCUCAGGGACUACGGCAUCGGCUCCAAAGAGAGCCUCGGCAACAUGCUAAAAGCCAACGUCAUCUCCGUGGGUGGCGACGGGAACGCGUCGUGGUCGGACGGCGGUGAUCACCGGCCACCGUUCGUCUACCUGCACCUCGAGGGCGGCUACGACUUCCACGACAAGCUCUUCUACUGCGACGAGCAUCAGCGGCUCCUCCACGGCGCGCCGUGGUUGCUGAUGAAGACGGAUAGCUACCUCGUCCCGGGGCUCUUCCUCGUCCCGUCAUUCCAGGACGAGUUGGGCAAGAUGUUCCCGGAGAAGGACAUGGCGUUCUACCACCUCGGACGGUACUUGUUCCACCCGGUUAACGACGUCUGGCGCGCAGUCACCAGUUACUACCGCACCAACCUCGCGGGCGUUGGCCAGCGUGUCGGCAUACAGAUCCGGGUGUUCCAGAAGAAGCCGACGCCGCUACAAUACAUACUGGACCAGGUCCUCUCAUGCGUCCGCAGGGAGAAGCUUCUCCCGGAGAUCACAUCGUCGUCCAUGAUCAACGCAUCCGACCAGGUUAUCCUGGUCACUUCUCUGAGCGCGUGGUACUAUGAGAGGAUCAGGGAAGAGUACGGCGGAGGCAGGAUCACCGGCGGCGUGCACCAGCCGAGUCACGAGGGGCGGCAGAAGUGGGGGGACACGUCCCACGACAGGAGGGCGCUGAGCGAGAUGUACCUGCUCAGCACCUGCGACAUGCUCGUCACCACCGGCUUCUCGACGUUCGGGUACGUCGCGCAGGGACUUGGCGGGAUACGACCGUGGAUCAUGCCCAGCACACCCAUCUGGUCCGAGUCCGACAUGGCCGAGACAAAGGAGGUGCCGGAACCACCGUGUGUGCGAGCGAUGUCCGUCGAGCCGUGCUUCCACUCACCGUCCUACUACGACUGCACGGCGAGGAGGGACGUGGAUGUGGGGAAGGUGGUUCCGUACGUGCGGCACUGUGAGGACGUGAGCUGGGGGAUCAAGAUUGCCAACCAAAGCAGCUAGCCAGUGGUAACUUGUAGGGAAUAUAUAUAUUGUCUCAUAUUAGGCAUCACAGGUUCUAGCUAGGUGGUUAAUCUAGCUAGUGUAGAUGAAACAAAUAGAAUUGUUCCCCAGCGCGAACACCCUCCACCUGUACGACAAGACA